AUGAAGGGCGUUAUGAGAUUUUGUAAUAAGGGCAAGCUUAGUCCCCGGUAUAUUGGAUCUUAUCGAAUAGCCAAGAGGAUUUGCAAUGUAACUUAUAAGUUGGAGCUACAACAAGAGUUAGCAGCGGUUCAUCCAGCAUUCCACGUCCCCAUGUUGAAGAAAUGCAUGAGUGGUCUUUCAUUGAUCAUACCAAUUAAAGAUAUUGGGAUCAAGGAUAUCUUAUCUUAUGAGGAGAUUCCCGUUCAGAUUAUAGAUCGCAAACUUUGCAAGUUGAGGAUUAAGAAAGUAGCAUCUGUCAAAGUCCUUUUGAGGAACCAAUUUAUUGAGGAAACUAGUUGGGAAGCUGAGGAGGAUAUGAAGAAGAGAUAUCCACAUCUAUUUGAAUCUGGAGAAGUUCCAAAUCAAAGUUCUAAUCCUUUCUUAGUUUUUAUCCAUAUAUAUUUGGAUAAGUUCACCCACGCGCCAAUCAUUAUCCAAUUCAGCUAA
Messenger RNA from Solanum pennellii, 486 nucleotides. RefSeq lists its product as uncharacterized. The transcript has a single exon. NCBI's taxonomy places the organism in Eukaryota, Viridiplantae, Streptophyta, Magnoliopsida, Solanales, Solanaceae. The coding region runs from base 1 to 486 and encodes 161 amino acids. The record is from RefSeq and is a predicted model, not a curated record.